UUGGCCCAUAACCAAUCCAUACACAAAACAAAGGUGAGAGAAUCUCAAACCGAAACCCUAACCCUAAUUCUUCAUUCAGAGAGUGUGUGUGUGUGAGAGAGAGAGAGAGCGGAGAAGAUGAAGUUCAAUCCAAGGGUUUCAAGCAGCCGCCGCAAGAGCAGGAAGGCACAUUUCACAGCACCAUCAAGUCUCCGCCGUGUGAUAAUGAGCGCACCACUCUCCGGUGACCUUCGAUCCAAAUACAACGUUCGUUCAUUACCAGUUCGAAAAGACGACGAAGUUCAAGUCGUUAGAGGAACAUUCAAAGGACGUGAAGGAAAAAUUGUUCAAGUUUAUAGGAAAAAAUGGGUGAUUCAUAUUGAACGUAUAACUCGUGAGAAAGUUAAUGGUCAAACAGUCAACGUUGGAGUCAACCCUUCAAAAGUUGUUAUCACUAAGAUUCGUUUGGAUAAGGAUAGGAAAUCGUUGCUUGAUCGGAAAGCGAAGGGUCGUGCUGCUGCUGAUAAGGAAAAGGGUACUAAGUUUGCUCCUGAAGAUAUUAUGCAAAAUGAUGAUUAAAUGAUUAAUUAGGGUUUUGUUUUGAUUAUCAUCAUUGUUAUAAUUAUUACUUUGGAUUUUGUUAUUGAAGUUGAGUACUUUGUUUUUAAUUUAGUGAAUGAAAUGAAAUGGCUUACAUUAUAA
Molecule: messenger RNA, 681 nt
Organism: Trifolium pratense (red clover)
Lineage: Eukaryota; Viridiplantae; Streptophyta; Magnoliopsida; Fabales; Fabaceae
Product: 60S ribosomal protein L26-1-like
Exons: 1
Coding region: 118-558 (146 amino acids)
Biological process (GO): cytoplasmic translation; ribosomal large subunit biogenesis
Cellular component (GO): cytosolic large ribosomal subunit; ribosome
Molecular function (GO): structural constituent of ribosome; RNA binding
Source: RefSeq, a predicted model, not a curated record